This is a messenger RNA of Ipomoea nil (Japanese morning glory), 1233 nucleotides long. RefSeq names its product putative late blight resistance protein homolog R1A-4. Gene Ontology annotation, molecular function: ADP binding. Bases 1 to 1233 code for a protein of 410 amino acids. The record is from RefSeq and is a predicted model, not a curated record. Gene Ontology annotation, biological process: defense response to other organism. The transcript has 2 exons. NCBI's taxonomy places the organism in Eukaryota, Viridiplantae, Streptophyta, Magnoliopsida, Solanales, Convolvulaceae.
AUGGCUUGUGUUGCAUUGACUUCUCUCAUGGCUACUAUUGAGCUUGAAUUUUUGCAUCCCAACCACAGAGUAUCUCUUGAUGAUGAGAAGCCAUUGAAAUCUCUGCUUCACAAGCUUUCUUCAUUGGAAGCCUUUGUGAAGAAGGAAUACAACAACGCUGUGGGUAGUGGUGCUCCAAUCCGACGACAUCUGCUAAACAAAAUCAGAGACUUUGCACUCAAAGUUGAAGAUGCUAUCGAAAUACAACUCACAAACAUCCUUCAACUUCAACAGAAAGCUCAUCAAGGGGAACUCCAUCUCCAUCUCCAUCGAAGCUUGCAACAAGUAGCAAAAGAGGCUGAAGAGUUGCUGAAGGUUAUCAACCAUCAUUCUCUUCCGUUGAUUGGUUGCUCAGAAGCUGCAGCUUCUUCGCACCCUCACAACAUUAUUGCGUCGUCAGGUGGAUCCUUGCAAUGCUCUCCUCAGUUUGAGGAGGAGGAUAUAAUAAUGGUUGGUGAAUACUUUGACUAUCACCUUAAAUGGACAAGGGAGGAUCUCGUUUAUUUUUAUUCAUCAGAACGAAUAGUAGUCACAAUUGUUGGAGCCCCAGGCAUUGGAAAGACUACUCUUUGUAAAAGACUGUAUACAGAUGAAAGGGUUGUAUCACAUUUCGACAUUCAAGCUUGGAUUACUAUUCCGCCAAGAUACAAUGGGAAUGUGCAACAACUACUGUGCCACCUUCUUCAAUCAAUACGGCCAACCCUCAAUGAAGAAAUUCACAUGGGAAGCACUGUUUCUCAACUAAAAGACCAACUGCACAGACACUUGAAGAAAUGCAAAAGAUAUUUAAUUGUUUUGGAUGAUGUCCCUAACACUCUGCUUUGGGAUGAUAUCCACCAAUGUUUUCCCGAUGACUCGAAUGGAAAUCGGAUAUUGAUAACCACUCUUUUUAAUGAUGUGGCUGAGUACAUCAGCAAGGAUUGGGAAUUCAUCAAGAGUCUGCCUUACCUAGAUGACGAUGAGAGUUGGGAUUUAUUUUCCCACAGAUUUUCUCUUAAACAACAUAUGACACCUAAAUUUGAAGAAAUUGCGAAGAAUCUUGUUGAGGAAUGCAGAGGAUUGCCGCGCUCAAUUGUUGUAGUUGCAGACCAUCUAUCUAAAUGCAACUACACAUUGAAGGAAUGGAAGAAGAUAGAGAAAGAAUUACUAUCAUUGGGAAUUUUGCAUAGAGAUACACAACACUCAAUGAAAUGA